AUGAAACAUUUUUUCGGUGGUGUCUUGGAUCUCGAAUGGUUUUGGUAUCGUUUCGAGUGGCAAUCAAGAACAGCCAUUCAUGCCCACGGUGUUGUAAAGCUCAAAAACGACCCGGGGAUUGCCGACCUAAUGAUUAAAGUCUACGCUGGCCGACUUAUGGCGCAAAAACUAGCUGAUCCACAGUACACAGCAAACCUUAGCGAACAAGACGUCCAAGAAAAGCAAGAUCUAGUUGAAGCCGGCAUUCUUGCAGAACUCAAGGUUCUAAAGUAUGCCGAUACUCUGUUGUGUGCCUGUAAUACUCGGUCUGAUCCAGUCAACCCGUUCAAUGCUGAAGUACCAGUUCCCCAUCCGUGUUCAAGCAAUGUCUCGUCAAUUUUGAACGAUGGAGCAGCCAUGGACGACUUCUUCGAAAGAUUGGCAAACUGUGUUCAACGUCACGUCUGUCGACCAGACGGUUACUAUCUUCAGCUCAUUCUUGAUCAUCACGCUGCAAUGAACUACAUGGUCAAGUAUGCUAGCAAACAAGAGCGGUCUGGAAACACUUUACAGCAAGUGAUCAAAACGAUUAUCAACAAGGCUGAUGUCACAGAUAAUGCUGGCUCCGCUUUUCGCUCCUCUAUCAUUCGUUCCAUUGGCCAUCGUGACAUCGGGAAAGGUGAAGCGUCGCGCAUUUUGUUUUCCGGCCACCACUGUGAAUCAUCCUUCAAUUACGUCAACGUUUCUUUGGACCUGACUGUAAACGAAGUCUUCAGAAAUCCAACGACUGGUGAGUUGGAAACUCGACCAACUCUGCUUACCUACUUUGCCAAACGUCAUGUUUACAUUGAACAAAACACCUACCCCAAUUGGAAUCUUGAUCAACCCAAUUUUAUCGAGUUUUGUCGUCACUUCACUGUCGUCAAAGGGAAUCUUAGAAAUAAUCCCAAGCCGGACAAGACCAUUGUUUUGACAUUCCCGGUGCAUCGAAAUUCUCCUACGUCAGCUACCUACCAUCUGUUCUGCCGAUAUUCGCUAAUCAAGUUUUUCCCAUGGACGGAAUCAUCUAUUCCAAUGCUUUUGGAUGACAACCUUGUCGUACGCCAAUGGCAAGACUUUCGAUUGACUGCAGCUCAGGAACUGCGUCAAUAUUUCAACUUAGACGAAGAAUUACAAAGUCGAUUAGAUCAGGCAGCUGAUGACCUCCAGGAAGAAGACAACAUUGAAAACGACAACUUUAAUCAACUUGAAUGGCAGCAAGCGGUCGGUAUGCGACCUGCUGGCGAACAAGAAGUUCGUUCUGAUCUACCUGUGAUUGACCGUUCUUUCCCUUGGCUGACUAGUCUUCAGCUUCAUUACACUCCACAUGAAUUGGCCUGUGGAAGCACUUGGGUGGUUAAUCAUCUAACCAACGGAAGAGAUCUCGGCACUGAUUCUACAGAUUUACCGUUUGUCAGUCCCAGUCAACUGAAUCGUUCACAACGAAUGUGGUUCGAUAUGGUUGUUGAGGCUCUGCAAUCUCGGAAACAGUUGUUAUUGAUCGUCAAUGGCACAGCUGGUACUGGCAAAACCUUCACUAUUUCAGCAAUUUCCAGUGCUGUCCCUAAAGAACAUAUCGUCCGUUCGGCCUACACCGCGAAAGCUGCCCAUCUCAUCCGCGGUGAAACUUUGCACAAGAUAUUUCAAAUUCCAGUAGAAAAAGGCCAAGGCACAAAGUUUGGCCCUCUUAAUGGAGCGAAACUGGCAGCUCUUCAAGAGAAAUUUCGUCAUGUUAAAAUUAUCAUAAUUGACGAAUAUUCAAUGUUGAGCUUGACCAUGCUUGGAAAAAUUGACGCUCGUCUUCGUGAAGCUAAAGGCAACAACCUUUUUUGUGGUGGGCUGACUGUUAUUUUGGUUGGAGAUCCAGCUCAGCUUCCUCCUGUGGCUGCUCCUUCCCUCUAUUCCCAAUCAACAGCACCGUUUGCCAACGAGGGUCGGGCCGCUUACUUGGCUUUCCAAUCCGUCAUCAAGUUGACAGAAGUUCGACGACAACAAGUAGAAGAUGGCGACAUUGACCAGCAAACAUUCCUGGACACACUCAACUCUUUGAGAGAGGGAAACUGUUCCAUAGACCAGUGGAAAUUCCUUCAAGCAAGGAAUCCGGAAGCCAUUGCCAACUUUGGCACUGAUUUUGAAGAUGCGACCUACUUGUUUGCCACCAACGUUAACGAACAAAAUGGCAAUAACCAUUUUUUAGUCAAAUAA
Daphnia pulicaria is the source of this 2223-nucleotide messenger RNA. RefSeq lists its product as uncharacterized. The transcript has 2 exons. Gene Ontology annotation, biological process: DNA repair; telomere maintenance. The record is from RefSeq and is a predicted model, not a curated record. NCBI's taxonomy places the organism in Eukaryota, Metazoa, Arthropoda, Branchiopoda, Diplostraca, Daphniidae. Gene Ontology annotation, molecular function: DNA helicase activity. Bases 1 to 2223 code for a protein of 740 amino acids.